Ornithodoros turicata is the source of this 1828-nucleotide messenger RNA. Its product is annotated as F-box/LRR-repeat protein 7-like. Gene Ontology annotation, cellular component: SCF ubiquitin ligase complex. Gene Ontology annotation, biological process: SCF-dependent proteasomal ubiquitin-dependent protein catabolic process. The record is from RefSeq and is a predicted model, not a curated record. Bases 242 to 1489 code for a protein of 415 amino acids. The transcript is spliced from 6 exons. Lineage: Eukaryota; Metazoa; Arthropoda; Arachnida; Ixodida; Argasidae. Gene Ontology annotation, molecular function: protein binding.
UCACCAUCACGAGCACGGCAGACGACACAUCCGCAUGGCGUCUCAGACGGCAGAACGGAACUUUAAAUAACAACAACAUUUGUGCUUUGUUUCGAUAGUAACUUGAACUUCUUAUUCGCCGCGAGAAUUCAAUGGAAAAGAGCAGUGCACGAAAUUAUGUAGGCAGUACAAUGUGACAUGAAACAACUACGCAGGAUGUGAGCUUCUGAGACGUAGUUCGUGAUGCUUCAGGCACGCAGAUAUGACCGAAGCCUUAACAUCUCAACAAAGCAGUGGUUCGGAUGUUGCGGAUCCGCACUUGAAUUUCACAGAACUGCCCUACGAACUGAGGCUGAAGGUGUUUUCUUUCUUGACGAAAGAAGAGCUCAUCACAGCCGCAUUGGUCAGCAAAGAUUUCCGAAGCGUUGCCUAUGAUCCUAGCCUUUGGAGAAGCGCUACAGUCAACUCUAAAGCUGAACCUGUUGAUGUACUGCCCUUGUUGAGGCGAUCGCAUAUGCUGCAGCAUCUCACACUUCGAGCUUCCGCCGUAUUUACGUUCGUUUCGGAGCACGCAAAAUGGUUCCCACAACUCAAGUCCCUCGACGUGGGCUUUUCGUCGGAUGUCAGCUCUGAGACGAUAGCACGAUUCGUGAAGAACUGCCCUUGCUUGACGUACCUGAACGUGGAGGGCUGCAGAGAUGUUGAUGAGGCCACUGUGAUGCAGAUAUGUCGAUGGAAGUAUUUAGAUACCCUGAUUCUCUCACAUUGUUGUUUAUUAACGGAUAACGCUAUCGAAGCCAUUUCCCGUCAGUGCCAAAGUCUGCAGCAUUUUAAUGCAGACGGAAUAACUCGCAUAACGGACAGGUCCAUCUGUACCUUUGCUACAAACCUCUGUGAAACUCUAGUCUGGUUGGAGUUGGACGGUGAAGAACUGACAGACGCCUCAUUUUAUGCCAUCAAACACUGCUCAAAGCUAAAAACGUUGUUCAUCAGCUAUGCAGAAAACCUAACAGAUGCCAGUUUGUCUUGUAUACAGGAACUUUCCGAGCUGACUCGUCUCAAACUGCGUCGGGGACCAAAUCUCACUGCUGAUGGCAUAAGACAGAUGUUUUUGGGGACCAAUUUACGGAAUUUGAUCUACCUGGAAUUUGACAGUCUCUCCAUCGACGACGAUGGCGUGCACGCUCUUGUCAAAUGUUGCACCAAAUUGCAGUGCCUGGCAUUGCCGUGGUGCUGGGAUAUUACGGAGCUGGGCCUGUCCAUGAUUGUUGUUGCUUGCAGGAAUUUGACCAACUUGGUCCUAUUAGGAUUAUUCAGGAUCCAUGGCUACUGCCUCCCAGAUGUGCCUUUGAAUCUUCCAAAGCUUCGUUAUAUGCAUUUUGGACAGUGCAAUGAGAUUGUGGAUUCCCUCCUGCAAGAUCUGGUGCAAAUAAUGCCACAACUCGAGGUCUACAACUAUUAUGGAGAGCUGGUUGUUCCUUCAAGUGAUGACGAUCUUGAUCCUGCAUAAGCAUUAUCUCCUUGGCUAUUUUAGUUGGCUCCUCAGGACAUGAAGUGUGGACGUGAGAACCCAAAAACGUCUUGCCGUAGAGGGGAUACAUUAACUAUGCAAGCGUGCUGAUGAUGCAAGUAAAUGGUCAACGAUAUUUGUCUUUGGUGAACCGUUGCUGCGACUUAUGACCACUUUCACCGACUUUCUAUCGCAGGAACUUGAAUUUUGUGAAUUCAACUCCAAAACUUGUCAAAUGAACUAUGAUUUUUUUUCUUUUUCUAUAGAGUUAUGUUUAUAUGUGCAACACAUGCCCGCAAUCAUCAUCAUUAAAUAAAGCGUCUAUGUUGUUGAGCGGUA